AUGUCUAGCAUUGUAAUAGAGUCUUUACUUCAUGCAUCAAGCACCCUCGGCCAACCCAACAAGAGAUGGCACUGGGCUUUUGUGUCCAUCUAUUGUUCUAGAGCCCUACUAUUCCCUACUUCCAAGCUGGAUUCUCUACCCGAGAAGGCCAAAGUUUCACGCUCACCAUCUUUCGUAUUUUUGGAUCUGAAUUCAGACAGGAGGUUCAAAAUCGAUCAAACAACUCUGACUAAGCUCGUCAAAGAGAAAAAUGUUGACAAGCUCCGAGAAAUUGGAGGGGUUGAUGAAGUAGUAUCCAGUCUUGAAAUCAAUGUUAAAUCCGGGAUUCAUGGUGAUGUUGAAGACAUUGCUCGUCGACAUGAGGCUUUUGGUUCAAACACGUAUAAAAGACCCCCAACAAAGAGCUUCUUCCAUUUUGUAGUGGAAGCCUUCAAGGAUCUUACCAUCUUCAUCCUUCUAGGCUGUGCAGCACUUUCUCUUGCAUUUGGCAUAAAAGAGCAUGGACUAAAAGAAGGAUGGUAUGAUGGUGGAAGCAUAUUUGUUGCUGUAUUUCUUGUCAUCGUUGUUUCCGCCAUAAGUAAUUUCAGACAAAAUAGUCAAUUUGACAAGUUAUCCAAAGUCAGCAGCAAUAUCCAAGUUGAUGUUUUGAGAGCUGGACGGCGUCAACCUAUUUCAGUUUUUGAAAUUGUCGUUGGAGAUGUCGUUUGCUUAAAGAUCGGAGAUCAAGUUCCAGCAAAUGGGCUAUUCUUAGACGGGUACUCAUUGCAAGUGGACGAAUCUAGCAUGACAGGGGAGAGUGAUCACGUAGAAGUAAAUUGCAGGCAUCCAUUUUUAGUCUCUGGUACUAAGGUAGUCGAUGGCUAUGCUCAAAUGCUUGUCACUUCGGUGGGCAAGAACACAACAUGGGGCGAGAUGAUGAGUUCCAUCAACCGUGAAACAAGCGAACAGACACCUUUACAAGCUCGCCUCAACACGCUAACGUCAUCAGUAGGUAAGGUUGGUUUGGUAGUCGCUUUCCUCGUUCUCGUAGUCUUGUUGGUUCGCUACUUCACAGGAAAUACAAAAGAUGAGAAUGGAAAUAGGGAGUUCAAUGGCAGCAAGACAAAGGUUGACGACAUAGUCAAUGCUGUCGUGGGGAUUGUAGCUGCUGCAGUUACAAUUGUCGUGGUAGCAAUUCCUGAAGGUUUACCACUGGCUGUCACGCUUACACUUGCUUAUUCUAUGAAGAGAAUGAUGGCUGAUCAGGCAAUGGUGCGGAAGCUCCCUGCCUGUGAGACCAUGGGCUCUGCCACCACCAUUUGUACUGACAAAACAGGCACUCUCACGCUGAACCAAAUGAAGGUGACAAAGUCUUGGCUUGGGAAAGAAUCUUUUGUAGCUAAUGCUCACUCAAUUGCUCCACAUGUACUCGAAAUGUUCCAUGAAGGAGUUGCUCUGAACACAACUGGUAGUGUUUUCAAACCUAGUUCAGGAUCUAAAAUCGAGUUCUCAGGUAGUCCUACUGAAAAAGCAAUUCUUUCAUGGGCUGUUCUGGAGCUAAACAUGGAAAUGGAGCAAUUGACGCAAAGUUGCACGGUUCUUUUUGUCGAAGCAUUCAAUUCCAAGAAGAAACGAAGUGGGGUCCUGAUGAGGAGAAAGGUAGACAACACAACCCACCUACACUGGAAAGGAGCUGCAGAAAUGAUACUGAAGAUGUGUUCAAGCUACUAUGAUGCUUCUGGAAUUAUUAAAGAUCUAGAUGAUGGUGAAAAGAUGAGAUUUGAGAAAAUUAUUGAAGGUAUGGCAGCUAGCAGCCUCCGGUGCAUUGCUUUUGCCCAUAAGCCAGUUUCAGAAGAAGAUACUGUAGAUGGCGAAGAACAUAAAAGGCUAGAAGAAGAUGGUUUGACCCUUUUAGGACUGGUGGGACUUAAGGACCCAUGUCGUCCAGGGGUGAAGAAAGCUGUAGAAGAUUGCCAAUAUGCUGGUGUGAACAUCAAAAUGAUCACUGGAGACAAUGUCUUCACAGCAAAAGCUAUAGCCACUGAAUGUGGAAUACUAAGGCCGGGCCAAGACAUUCUCGGUGGAGCAGUAGUAGAAGGUGAGGAAUUCAGAAAAUACACACCAGAGGAGAGAUUGGAGAAAGUUGAAAAAAUUUGUGUGAUGGCAAGAUCCUCUCCUUUUGACAAACUUCUGAUGGUAGAAUGUUUAAAACAAAAAGGCCAUGUGGUUGCAGUUACUGGUGAUGGCACAAAUGAUGCACCAGCAUUGAAAGAAGCUGAUAUAGGACUUUCAAUGGGGAUUCAAGGCACCGAGGUGGCUAAGGAAAGCUCAGACAUUGUCAUUAUGAAUGAUGAUUUUGCUUCCGUGGUCACAGUUCUUAGGUGGGGAAGAUGUGUCUAUAACAACAUCCAGAAGUUCAUCCAAUUUCAACUCACUGUAAAUGUUGCUGCUCUUGUGAUCAACUUCGUGGCUGCAGUUUCAGCUGGUGAAGUCCCAUUAUCAGCAGUACAGUUAUUAUGGGUAAACUUGAUCAUGGACACGUUGGGUGCCCUGGCUCUCGCAACAGAGAAGCCCACCAAGGAGCUCAUGAAGAGACAACCUGUGGGUCGGACUGAACCGCUAAUUACCAACAUUAUGUGGAGAAACCUCUUAGCACAAGCUUUAUAUCAGAUAGCUAUCCUCUCGACCCUGCAAUUCAAAGGUGAAUCCAUCUUUGGUGUGACUGAGAAGGUAAAUGACACAUUGAUCUUUAAUACUUUUGUGCUUUGCCAAGUCUUCAAUGAAUUCAAUGCAAGAAAGCUUGAGAAGAAGAACAUCUUCAAGGGGAUACAUCAGAGCAAGUUGUUUUUGGGAAUCAUAGCAAUAACCAUUGUCCUUCAGGUGGUCAUGGUAGAGUUUUUGAAGAAGUUUGCAGAUACAGAAAGGUUGAAUUGGGUGCAAUGGUGCGCAUGCAUUGGAAUCGCAGCAGCCUCUUGGCCAAUCGGUUGGAUUGUCAAGUGGAUACCUGUUCCACAUAAACCAUUUCUCAACUACCUUAAGAUGAGAAAGAUAUAAGGACUCGCACUAAAUCUUCAAUCUUAUUGAAGAUGGCUGCACACAGUGAUACACUCUUGCUGUCAAAUUUGA
This is a messenger RNA of Juglans regia (Persian walnut), 3105 nucleotides long. RefSeq names its product putative calcium-transporting ATPase 13, plasma membrane-type. Gene Ontology annotation, biological process: calcium ion transmembrane transport. The record is from RefSeq and is a predicted model, not a curated record. Lineage: Eukaryota; Viridiplantae; Streptophyta; Magnoliopsida; Fagales; Juglandaceae. Gene Ontology annotation, cellular component: intracellular membrane-bounded organelle; membrane. The coding region runs from base 1 to 3033 and encodes 1010 amino acids. The transcript has a single exon. Gene Ontology annotation, molecular function: ATP binding; P-type calcium transporter activity; ATP hydrolysis activity.